UCCAACUUGGACGAAGAGUCAAGGUGUAUUUCCCGUAUUGUAGAAGUGAGGUUGUCAUAAAGGAUCACAGGAAAGUUAUUUACCGUUACGUGUUAAGCCUAUUUCUUCUUCAACAACAUCAGGUUUUUUGUUUUUAAUUUGCGCUUUGAAUGUUGGGUUAUAAUUUGGUUUGACGUUUACGAAAACGUAUUUUGACUUGAAGUUAAAUAGGAAAAUGAGUUAUAAGGAAUUACUUGUUUUUCUCAUGGGAGAAAGAUGAAGUUUGUGCAAACACAAAUCCAUUCUCUGAAUCCUGGAGGCAAUCUGUUUUAAAGGUCUCAUGAUGACAUCCAUUCAGACAUGUCUUCCUAACAACAACUGUAAACAGCCUUUAAGCUCUGUAGUUCGUAGCUCUAGCUUUCUGAGACCUGGUGGAGGGUCCUUACGACAGAACGCUGUUCAUAGGAAAAGUGCUGUAGAACGACUGGAAGAGAGCAAAGCCAACUAUGUCAAGUCCGAGCGAGUGCUGGAUAGUAAACAAUCUUUCAAACAUAGCUCCUGUCUUCAACUCUCUUCUCGCUCUCACCUGGACUUCUUAAUCAUGGGGACAUCUAAACAUUCACAUACAUAUGAAACACUGAAUGGUGAUUGUCGAACUGUGGGACAGCAAAGACCAGUUAUCAGGGCUCGAGCCAAGUCUCAAUCUGAGUCUAGAGACAUUCAUGUACCUAAAAAACUCUCUCCUUACCAUCCUACAAGCCAAAUGACAGAAAAUCUGGAACAGUUAACUCUUAAGAAGGAGACAGAGGUAUCCCAUCACAAAUAUGCUGAAUCCCCAGAAAGAGCAAAAGUUCACAGAGGUAAUUCAGAUCCAGUUCCCAAGGAAAAUUGGAUUUCAUAUCAACCAAACACACAAAAAUCUUAUAACAUUCAUAAAAGCAUGCCAGACCUUUCUCCUGCACAAGCAAAACUUGCUGCACAAGCUUAUUUGCAAUCACCUUCUGAAAGCUCUAGAACAUCAUCUUUUGGAUCAAGUCAUUUGAAGUUUGAGGUAACACCAAGACCCAGGCUUUUCACUACACCUGAUUAUGUGACCAGAAGCUCUUCUUUUAAAUGUGAUAUUUACAGUGAUGAAAAUAAUGAAAAGUAUGUUACUAAGAGUGACCUUGAUGAGCUAUUGAAACAGACUAACCAGCAAAAGAGUAGUAAUGUUACAUCAACAUUAAACACCCCAAGUUCAGAAAAUAGUGGUAUGCGAAGAAAGCCUGUAUUACGUUCCAAGUCAGACAUUGGGUACCGAUAUGGCUGUAACCACCAUCCUACAUCAUCCCAACGAAUGACUGCUCAGUGCAUUCCUGAACUUGAGAGAUUUUUUAACAACAUGGGACUGGAGUCCAGUGUGUGGAAACAGCUCACUGGUACUUCUACUACUUCUUCUCCACCACAGUUCUUUGGCUCAGGUAGUUCUAUUAAUACUGAUGACCAUCAGUCUCAUGUAUGCAGUGAAGAUUCUUUCCAGGAUGAAUGGGAUGGUGGUGGAGGAAAGGAUGGUCUCAGGGGCCAGGAUUUACGAGAUCACGGUCCAUUGGAGACUUCUAUUGUUGAAAAAAAUGCUCGUGUCAUCAAGUGGCUCUUUAAUUGCAGAAAGGCCAUGGAGAGUAAUGAAUCAUGAUAGUGACAACAACCUAGCUCAGCAACUCUUGAAGAAGGAUCCAGAGGAAUCACUGUAUUGCUAAAGCUGACAUCAGUACUUGCUGUUUAAGUUGGCUUUUUAACAGACAUUUAGAUGGGACAUGCACAUGUUUGUGCAUGUUUUUUUACAAUUUUCCCUGUGUCAGGGAGAAAAUUUUUUUUUAUAUUGUAGUUGAGUUUUUAGGAAAUUUUAAACUACAUUUUUUAUUUUCUACAUCCUUUUUGUUAAUAUCGUUAUCCUAGCAGUUAGUUGUUGGACGUCUUGUGAUUUACAAAUGAGGUAAACUUGAUUGUGAUACAAAUGGAGAAACCUAGGAAGGUAUUCAUAUUAAAAUGUUGUUUGUAUGUAUAAGAAAAGUUACAUUUUCACCAUCAUUAUCUUUACAACUACAAAAAUAUUUCCUUCUAGAACUCCAACAAAAAUUGUAUAAGUACUAGUGGUGCAGCAAAAAACCAAUGUAAUUUUGAAUUGCUAUCUUCAGCUUUUAAAGAAUUUGAUUUGAUAAAUUAGAACUGAAAUGUAAGUUUAUUUUCUUGGAAAAGGUAGUUAUAUGUAGUAUAAUUAACACUAAGCAAUAUUAUUUCAGAAGUUUUGUUUAUGAAUGUUUAGCAUUAAAUCCAGAACAGCAAUGCCAAACAUGUUUUAUUAUCGACAGUACUACAAAAAUGUAUUUUAUUUAGAAGUAUUGAUUCUUCCUAAUAUUCAUAUUCUGAUAAUAUAAAAAGUUUUCACCAUUAGUAGGAUAUGUAGGUAUCGUAAACUUUCCACAAUAGUUUUCACCUGUAGUAGAGGCUUUGGAGGUAUACAUAGUUCUGUAAUAGUGCCAUUUACAUUCAUCUUAUGUUUAAUCUUGUCUGUUUUUCCACAAAAAGAUGAAGAAAUUUUACUACUGAGGCUGGCAUUCAAUACAUGUUGUAAGAUGUGUAAUAUAUUUUUCUAGAGUGCAUCAAACUGUAGUCUUGUGUUUUCUUUUCUCUCUGUCUAACACUAACAAAAAUAAAUAGAUGCAAAUAGUAGGUAGACCAUCUGAAGUCAGCAGUACUAACCUAUUAGUCUUUGCUAUAUCUAUCUUAAAAUUUAUUAAUAGUAUGAUAAAGACAUUACUGAAGCUGUGUAAAGAUUAUGAUACAAAUAAAAAGUCUUUUUUACGGUGCAUAAUGAUUAAAACAAUAGCUCAAAAGAGCAUCAUAUUUAAAUUUAUAUCUUAAUUGUAAAACAAGGAAUAUUAGUUUUCUCAAAUGUGCUGCAGCGUUUUAACUCAAAUUAUGGGCUUUAAGGACAUCUGUUAAUGUUAGAAAUAGCAAUUAAAUUUUUCUUUUUUUCUUCAAUGGUAGAACUAUUCAGUUUAUUUUAU
Limulus polyphemus (Atlantic horseshoe crab) is the source of this 3026-nucleotide messenger RNA. Its product is annotated as protein FAM110B-like. The transcript is spliced from 4 exons. The record is from RefSeq and is a predicted model, not a curated record. NCBI's taxonomy places the organism in Eukaryota, Metazoa, Arthropoda, Merostomata, Xiphosura, Limulidae. Bases 320 to 1651 code for a protein of 443 amino acids.